AUGGAUGUCAACUUACUCUUCCAGUGCUUUGAAGGCACUUUGAACCAAUCAGGUGAGGUCAGACAUGAGUCAGAACAGAAGCUCAGAGAGCUGAGUAAGAUUCCCGGUUUUGUUGGAGCCUGUUUGGAUAUCUUGUCGAAUUCUAAAGUGCCGGAAAGCAUAAAGCUAUCAACAUCACUAUAUUUGAAGAAUAAGAUCUAUUACGGCUGGUCAAAAAGAAGCAAAAGUUCUAAUGAGUUAUUGAACAUUGCUCUUGAUAAUGAUGAGAAGCCAAUCGUCAAAGAUAUGUUUAUUAAUACUUUAGUGCAAUGCUCUCACACGAAUCCUAGUUGUGUUAGAAUGUUAAUGCCAGCAUUGACAACUAUCGUCGGAGAGGAGUAUCCUGCAGGAAGGUGGGAUGGACUAUUAGCGGAGUCAUUUAGGUUGUUAUCAACAAAUGAUAUAGAUUCAGCGUAUAUUGGUUUACUCGCUUUAUCUGAGAUUUUUAGAACCUAUAGGUGGUCCGAAAAUGAUGAGAGACAAAAUCUCGAGCGUUUAAUUGUUCAGCACUUUGAUGAUUUAUUGGCCUAUGCAAACCAGUUGAUCCAAUCUCCCGGCGCCCUGGAUGAUAACAAAAUAGGUAAUAUGGUUAAACUUAUCAUCAAAAUUUACAAAUUCAUAACAUAUCAUGAUUUCCCAUACACGUUGCAAACCCCCGAAAGAUUUAUACCUUGGGCAAAUUUCCACGUUGCAAUUAUAGAAAUGCCUCUUUCGCAGCAUUUCCUUGAAUCAGUGGAUAAAGAUUCCCGUAAAAACUAUCAAUGGGUUAAGGCUAAGAAAUGGGCUUACUCUAACAUGUUAAGAAUUUUUCAGCGUUAUGCGUCCGAAUCAUUAACCAAGAAGUUCUCAUACGAUGAGUUCAAACAGAUGUAUUUGAAGGACUUUAUGCCUAACCUUUUACAUCUUUAUUUCCAACAAAUUGAACAGUGGGGUACUUACAAAUUAUGGAUCAGCGAUGAGUGUUUAUACAAUAUCUUAAGCUACAUCGAACAUACCUUGACACAAAAGGUAAGUUGGUUGAUGGUCAAACCUCAUUAUCCAAUCAUUUUACAGCAUGUCAUUUUCCCGAUGCUUUGUCCCGACUCAGAUACUCUUGAGACAUUCGAAAACGACCCAAGAGAGUACAUUCAUCGCCAUCUAGAAACGUGGAACGACGACUAUUCUCCUGAUGUGGCAGCAGUAUCAUUAUUGGUGACAGCGGUUCACAAGCGCUCUAAAACAACUUUAGAGCCAACUUUAUCAUUUGUUACAGAUACGUUAAACGGUAUAAAGGAUUCUUCAGGAGGUUUCCAAUCAUUAUCACUGGAACAGGCCGUGAAGGUAGAGUCCUGUUUGAGAAUUGUUUCCAAUAUCACAGAUAGAUUAACUGCACCAAAAUCACCUUAUGGAAGAGCUUUAGAAGAGUUCUUACAUGCUUACGUGUUCCCAUUGUUUAACUCCAGCUAUGGUUUCCUACGUGCAAGAGUUUGUGAAUUAUGCUCCAAGCUAUCUGAUUAUGAUUUCACAAAGCCAAGUUCAAUUCCAAUAAUCUACGAAGGUGUCAUGCACUGUUUCAACGAUGAAUCAGGGUUUCUUCCAGUUAAAUUACUAGCCGCAUUUGCGUUACAAAGUUUUGUUGAUAACAGUGUCUUCCAAGAAUCGUUGUCAACAAUUGUUGUACCAACAAUGCAGUCAUUAUUACAACUUUCACAUGAAUUUGAAUCAGAUGUGAUCUCUGGUGUUAUUAGGGAGUUUGUUGAACAGUUCUCAAAAGAACUACAACCGUUUAGUGUUGACUUAACGAACAAUUUGGUUCAGCAGUUUUUGAAGUUGGCGAUCGAACUAAACGAUGCAUCCAAGGUUGAUAUAAGCACAUUUUCUGGCGGAGAACUGCCGGAUGAAUCUGAUAAAGAGAUGGCUGCAUUGAGUAUCUUGUCUACGAUAAUCUCAAUUUUACUUUCUUUUGAAAAUUCAACUGAAAUUAUCGAGAGUUUAGAGCACUCUUUCUAUCCCGCUGCUGAGUUCAUUCUAAAGAAUGAUAUGGAAGAUUUCUACCGUGAAGUGUGUGAAUUUGUUGAGAAUUCUACAUUUCUACUGCGUAAAGUUUCUUCGAUUUCUUGGAAAGUGUUAGAGUUGAUUGGUGAUUGCAAUAGGAAAGAGGGCAGUAUGGUUUCUUUCUACUUGGAAGAUUUUAUGAUGGCAAUUUCUAACUAUUUAAUUUACGGUAAGGACGAAUUGAAGCAAAACCUUUUUUACACUAAUAUACUAUUUGAAAUAUUCCAAGCUGCUACUGCAAAUGAAAACGAGGACAAGGAUCUAGACGAAAUGUGCGUCGUGUUUGAAUUUGCACAAAAGAUGAUUUUGGCAUUCGGAGACAAAAUCCCAGAACAAUUUUUGAGUACAUUUUUAACUACUACAACUGAAGCGAUAGAAGUGGAAAAAAACAGUUUGAAAACUCAUCUAAAUUAUGGUGUCAAUGCAUUCAACGUUAUACUAGCAUCUAUGGUAUACUAUCCAUCACAAUCAUUGAACUUUCUAAACCACAAACAGCUUCUUACGACUUUCCUUGAAAUUUGGAUCCAGUUCUAUCUCCCAAAGUUUACUAGAGUCAUUGACAUUAAGUUGUCGAUCAUGGCUACCUUAUCUCUUCUAACACUUGUACCCAUGCAAGAGUAUGUCUCGUUACACAUCGAGGCCGUGUAUCUGAAAUUGGGGCCAAUGUUGAAUGAUUUAUUCAACAAGUUCCCUGCAGCACUGAAGGUCUUACAGGAUAAACGUCAAGAAUUCUCAAGUGAUGCAUUCAGUAAGUUUGAUGGAUUUAACGAUGAGUGGAAUGACUUCGAAGACGAUGAUGAAGAUGCUGCUGGCGAUGCUGAAGAAUAUCUAAAAUUCUUGAAGAAUGAAGCCGGAAGCCUACAACUAAUCCAUGAAUCGGGCCAGUUCCUUGACCAAGAUGAUAUGGAUGAACUUGAAGAAGACCCAUUAUCUGGAUCCAUCCUCGAUGACGUCAACAUCUAUGAACUUUUCCAACACACUUUCUCAAGAUUGGAGCAGACUGAACCAGAGAAGUAUCAAAACUUCAUUGGUAGCAUGUCUUCAGAAGACCAACAAGCUUUUCUCAGAACUUUGCACACAACAUAA
Molecule: messenger RNA, 3159 nt
Organism: Kluyveromyces lactis
Lineage: Eukaryota; Fungi; Ascomycota; Saccharomycetes; Saccharomycetales; Saccharomycetaceae
Gene: NMD5
Product: Nmd5p
Exons: 1
Coding region: 1-3159 (1052 amino acids)
Biological process (GO): protein import into nucleus
Cellular component (GO): cytosol; nuclear envelope
Molecular function (GO): small GTPase binding
Source: RefSeq, a predicted model, not a curated record